GUCCCUCUGCAUUAUGGAGAAUAUCACUGUCAACAUAGAUAUUUUAAAGUUGGAGGGGUUAAAGGUCACCCCCCAGUCUUCCAUCCCAGCCUUCAUCCUCCUCCUCCUCAUCUACGUCUUCAUCAUGGUGUCCAACGUCGGCCUGGUGGUGCUGACCUCCAUGGAGCGCAGCCUCCACCAGCCCAUGUACCUGCUCUUCUGCAACAUGAGUAUUAACGAUGUGUUCGGGGCCACAGUCAUCAUCCCUCGCUUGCUGAGUGAUGUUUUUAUACCAAUUACAGACCGGUACAUCAAUUAUAUCGACUGUGUAGUUCAGGCUUUUUGUGCUCACGUUUAUGCAGGCACAACACACACAGUGCUUAUGAUCAUGGCCUUCGACCGGUACGUGGCCAUCUGCAACCCCAUGCGUUACGCCACCAUCAUGACCAACCGGAUGGUGGUGAACUUGUCGCUGUCGGCCUGGGGGGUGGCUUUUCUCCAGGUGGUGAUCCUUAUUGGCCUUAGUGUCCGUCUGUCGCGCUGUAGGUGGAUUGUAUUCAAUCCAUUCUGUGACAACGCCUCCUUGUUCAAACUCUCCUGUGAAAGUGUCAUCAUCAAUAACAUCUACGGCCUCACCUACACAGUGAUCCUGUUGAGCUCCUCCCUCGGCAGCGUCACGCUCACCUACCUGAGGAUCGCCAUGGUUUGUUUGAGCAGCAGGAACAAUGUGCUCAACAGUCGGGCGCUGCAGACCUGUGCCACCCACCUGUCCCUCUACGUCAUCAUGUUUGUGUCAGGCGCCAUCAUCAUCUUCCUCCAUCGUUUCCCUGAUUUGUCGGACUACAGGAAGCUCGCGUCCAUCAUGUUCCACGUGGUUCCUCCAGCUUUGAACCCCAUCAUCUACGGACUGCAGAUCAAAAUAGUCAGACAGAAAAUCUUCAUCAUGUUUAGCAGGAAUGCAACGAUUAUGAGAGAAGUGAAGUGACUUGGUGCUGAUUCUGAUUUUUUUUUAUC
Molecule: messenger RNA, 993 nt
Organism: Scophthalmus maximus (turbot)
Lineage: Eukaryota; Metazoa; Chordata; Actinopteri; Pleuronectiformes; Scophthalmidae
Product: olfactory receptor 52N5-like
Exons: 1
Coding region: 14-964 (316 amino acids)
Biological process (GO): G protein-coupled receptor signaling pathway
Cellular component (GO): membrane
Molecular function (GO): olfactory receptor activity
Source: RefSeq, a predicted model, not a curated record